Oikopleura dioica is the source of this 4407-nucleotide messenger RNA. Lineage: Eukaryota; Metazoa; Chordata; Appendicularia; Copelata; Oikopleuridae. The record is from the annotation of a GenBank genome assembly.
AUGAAUAUUGCGCUUGAUGGAGUUAAGAAAUUGCGACAGCUUCAGAGUCAAGCUAAUUUUACAGAGAAAGAUGGGAGCAACGCACAAACGCCGCAGAAUAUGACUCCUACUAGAAGACCGCUUCCGAGACCAGAAACUCCACCGCCACCGUCGGUGGAGGAGGCUAGCCGAGCUCUAGAAGAAGCGCUGGAAGAAACAUCCGGAAUCGUCUUUUCUUCAAGCCAAAGUUCAUCAAAGCCGCGGGAACCGCUGCGAAAACUGGAACACAACUUGAUCAGCUCCGACAACUCGCACAAGUACAUCACCGAGCAGAGCUUGCUAGAAGUCUCCGAUGAAACCAUCACCAAAGAGAACCAGACAUCUCCCAACAACGACCAGAAAUUCUGGCUGAGUGAUCCCCGGCGAGGAGAUGGCACAAUUCAAGAGGACAAUUCGCAAGAACUAGCCAUCUUGAGCCUCUCGCCGAAGAUUGGGCCAACACAGAGGAAGGAAAAUUUAUCCAGCUCCACGCAGAAACUCCCACAGCUGUCCGUAAAGGUUUUUGGACCUCCAUCAGCGCGAAAAACGCCACUUGGCAGCGUCCAGAGUUUAUCCUGCUCAUCGCGGGUGGAAUCGUCUCAGCUGUUGAACCACUCCUCAAAGGGCGGCAACAGCACCAGUCCCAACUCCUUCAAUUCACAGAGAAACUUUCCAGCCGAAGACUUUGCCUAUGCCGAGUUCAGUAUAACCAGAGAUUCCCAAAUGAGUUCCAGCGGACUAGAUCGCCCACAUUCCGUCUCAGCUCGAAUACCAGAGACAAAUCUACGUCGUGAGCACUCGAGGUUAUCCUUGGCGGCGAACUUUCACAGCAGCCAAAAGAGAGCUGAUGAGUUGCGAGAAACGAUCCGGCCUUUGAGAUUUGAACAGCCUGGAAGUGUAGGAAGGGAAGAGCUGAUCGGCAGAGGGUGGUUAUUUGACGAUAUUGCUGCUAGAAUCGCUUCUGUACGAACAGUCGCCAUUGUAGGCGAUGCAGGAUUCGGCAAAACAACAAUCAUCGACGAACUGGUCAAAUACUCGACGGGGCGAAAGAUUCAUUCCCCCCGUUCGCCCAAGCAAUGGUCCGCGCUGGGCAUGGGCGGCUACGCCCGUUCUGGUACCGGCUCGGCCAAGAUGUCCUCCUCCAUGUCGCUGCAUCAGUUGAAUUUGAGCGUGAAUUCGGCGAGCUCGCACUUUCAAUCGCAGCGUAAUUUGAAUCUCAACUUGAACGAGCAAUUCGAGGAGCCGUCUGUUGCUAAGCUGGCGGCGCAAGUGGUGGCCUACCACUUUUGCCAAAGUGACAACAGCGCGACGUGCCUUGUCCCCGAGUUUGUCCGCUCCAUCGCCGCGCACUUGGUCCAGUCGCCCCAUCUCCGCGCCUAUCAAGAAUACGUCAAGAAGAAUUCCCAAAUCCAAGAAUACCUCUCUCCGCAGAACUGCAUCAAAGACUCGCACUCGGCCUUUGUCGACGGCAUCUGCUACCCGCUUGUCCAACUUACCCGAGACGGCCUCAUCCCUCGUUCUCCCCUCCUCAUCCUGAUCGACUCUCUCGACUCCGCGGAGCUCCACCGACCCGAUUUCGGACCAACCAUUCCCAUCUUCCUGUCAAAGCUAGUCGGCCAACUCCCACCACAGUUCAAGCUAGUUCUGACUGUGCGCACCCAAAUGCGACAUUUAGUUGACGUCAUGCCAACAUCCAUCAUUUCCAUCGACAAUAUUGAGACAAAUGCAAACUUGCUCAACGAUAUUGUCCAGUACUGCUCCUCUCGCCUCCAAAAAGCUCCAUUCAUUUGCUCCGAAGUAAUCGUUAAUGGCUCCCAAGAUCGCAUUGCCGCCCAGAAGCUGCUUUUACAGCGGCUUGUCGAGCGCUCUCGAGGGAACUUUCUCUACAUGAAACUCGUCUUAGACCUAAUCGAAGCUCGUCGCCUGACCUUACGCAGUUCAACCUUUUCUGUACUUCCUAAUGACCUCAACGAGCUCUUCGCAAUGUUGAGCAAUCUGCAGUUCCCGACCAAUGCUUCCUUCGAGCGCGCCAAGCCCAUUCUCGCGAUUUGUUUAGCAACGCUGUAUCCUCUUAGGGAUGAGCAUAUCUAUCAAGCCAUUCAGGCUGGCUAUGUCGACUCUCAAGUUGGAUCAGCCGAGUUCAGACAGCGAAUGUCCUCCGUUGGAUCCUUACUGUCAAGGAGAACAGACGGAAGACGAGUCUUCCUCCAUCCAGCUUACAGAGAGUGGCUUUGCCUGACAGAUCCCGAAGCAAACAGAUUCACGAUCGACCCACGUGACGGACACGCGCUGCUCGCCCUGCUCUUAUCCCGACAAGGAAAGCCGCACCAUUUUUCCGCCACGAUCGAACUUGGCCAUCACAUUUUAAAGAGUCACAUCUUCAGGGGGUCAAGAUCGAAGACUGGCUAUUCUUCCUCUGUUCAAAAUGUCCUGUGGCUGAUGUCUUCCAAUGUCGACAUUGCUGGUGGACUUCUAGCGCCCAGGAAUCUCUUUUACCCGAAUCUAAGAGUUACCAAGCUACUUUUGUCCGCUGGGGCGCCGGUAAAUAGCAAGACAACGGCGCUACAAAACGCUCCGCCCUUGGUCGUCGCCGCCGCAACAGGUUGUCUUCCAUUUGUCAAGCUCUUGCUCGAGUACAACGCCGACAAGAACGCCUCCAACGAUCUCGGCCGAACUGCGACAUCUUUUGCGGCUGAAAACGGCCACGUCGCAAUUCUGGAGCAGCUGCAUCUCGCUGGCGCCGAUAUUUACCAAGUAGAUCAGGAUGGCCUCUCGCCAGUCGUCCACGCUGCUCGUGUCGCCAGAACAGAGUGUAUAGAUUUUCUGCUAUCAAGGGAUUGGGCACCGUAUGCGAAACAAGUAACAAAGAAAGAAGUUUGCCAGCAAGUGCUCGUUCAUUCGGCUGGAGCAAACAACUUCGAAGUCGUCGAUUUCAUGCUCAAUUACCCUUCUGCCAAUUGUCGAGCGGAGAUCAACGUAUGCGACCAGAUCACUGGCGAAACAGCGUUGACGAUGGCCUCGAUCGAAGGAAAUAUCGAAAUGGUCGAGCAUUUAAUCGCUUCUUAUUCUGCAGAUCCGAAUCGACGAAAUGAACAAGGUCUCACGCCUCUUGGAGUCGCUGCAAAAGCAGAUCAACUCGAAUGCGUCGAUUUCCUCGUGUCUUCAGGCGCCCAAGUCGACGUCAAACUCGCCGACGAGAAAAACGCGCUGAUCAUCGCCGCCGCCCACGGUUCUCUUCGUUGUUGUCAACGACUCGUCGAGCUCGGCGUCAAUCUCGAAGCAACCGAUCGAGAAGGAAUGACCGCGCUAUCCGCUGCUUGUUUCAAAGGACAUCGCGAAGUGGCGCAGUUUUUGUUGGAUCGAGGAGCCAGAAUCUCGCACAGAGAUAUUGUUGGACGGAAUCCGAUGCACUUGGCAGCCCUUGGGGGAGAUAAAAACACAGUUUCGCUGCUUCUUAGUAGAAAUUGUGACCAGUUUGAAUACGACAGCUCAAACAUGCGGCCACUAGAAAGAGCAAUUUCAUCUCGAUCCGGCGAAGUCGCCCUUCUUCUACUCCGAAGUGGAUCUCGCCCAGAAGCUGCCACAUGGGCCCUGGCCGCCGAUCGAGUAGAGCUCCUCUUUCUCCUUCUUCACAAAACACUAGAGGACGCCAACAUCAAAUAUAAAGUCGAGAAUAUCGCGGGAGCCUGGGAGCUCUACAAACUCGGCCUUGCCAGGUUCUCCGCAGAAUUGCUCAACUCUGGACUCGAAAACACCGCUGAACUGAAAGCUUCACUUCUUCUCGGAGCCUCCAGAUGCGCUAGAAGACAAGGAAACCAACUGGAAGCGGAAGAAAAGGCCUCUUCGGCGCUGAACUUGAAGCCGCGCUGGUUCCAAGCCUUCUACGCCCGGAGUCGCGCCCGCGCAGAAAUGGGCAAAGUCGACGAGUCCUUCCAAGACAUUUGCGAAGCCGAGCGACUGGAGCCAUCGAACAAGGUGAUCCGACGAUACCGCGUGCGGCUGCAGCAAGAAGCCGAGCGCAGCGGCAUCCAUCUCGUCCCGCAGCGACUUCACAACGCGAUGAAUCUCAACAACUCGCGAAAUCCGAACUUCGGAAGCCAAGAGUCCAUCGGAGGCCUUUCCAUCGCUUCCGGCGCCACUGUUCGGGAGCCGCCAGUGCCGCCGCCGAGGAUUAAAUCCAACCCUACAGGCUACCAAGUGCAACCGGGCCCUGCGCGGCCGAGAGCAAUGCCUCGUACGAAUCCGUUCUACUCGUUCGUUUCCUCCGAAGCGAAGAAAGUCGACCUCAGCUACCUGAGCAUGGGCGCCAAGAAGCAAUUGACGAGCAACUCGAGUAAGCCGCCGGCCGAAGAAGCACUACAACAAGUUCCAAAACAAACUGACUUCUAA